GGACGUUCUCCGUUAUUUCUUCAGCUUGGAAAUAUUCUUGUAGUUUAGAAGGUGAGUAUUGGCUUUCUUUAUUGUUUCUUAAUCAAUCUUAGGAAGUGUAAGCUGUUUUUUAGCACUUUGAGCAUCAAUCAAUUAAUCAACAGAGUUGUAGAAUGUUGUCGAAAAAGCCUUAUCCUUACCCUGAUGUACCGGCAAUUUUUUUUAACCGCUCACUUUCGCUUCAAAUUUUCGCGAUUUCCCCUGAGCUAUUUCAGUUUGAUCGUCAAGGGCAUGAUACUGAAAUAGACGACGUUAGUAAUCGUUGACGCUCUGAAAUAUUAGCACGCAACGCAGUGGUACAUCCAGUCAUUCAAUGAUUACAAGUCAAUGGCAAAACUUAAAUUUAAAAAUAUAUAUAUAAUGCGCGAUCACUCCCUUCAGGUGCACUUAAUUUAUUGACGCUUUCAAGAUAACUGAUUUCUGGUUUUGAUUUUUUUAUUCAAAAACGACGCAAACGGAAAACACUCUCAACUACUUGCACUCUUUGCAUUACAUCACGUGCUACAGAAACUGGACAGAAAGAUUUGCAGUACUGAUGUGCUACGUCAUAGAUUUAAGCUGCUUGGCUGAACUCGGACAAGUAAAAUGAAGGACCAUGUGCCAAAAAUACCUCAUAAGCUAAUGAUGUGUUUGCUGGCUAACUUCUGAGGGGAUGAGUCAGUGAUUUUCAGUGAACUUUUAUCUCCUUGAGAUGAUUAACUUGCAAAUUCUCCCCAAGAUAUCCAUACAAUAUCUUUUAAACAGGUGAUGAGAAUAGGUAACUUGAUCAGCUUGAAGUGAGUUCCUUGAUUGAACAAAAAAAAAUUUUCAACAUGAUUUGCAAGGAACUGUAUAGUUGAAACCAGGGUAAACUGUUUAAGCGAACUUAAGGAGAUCUUGUGACUGUGACAUUAUUUUCUUAGUUGUAAAUCUCUUCAACCUCCCCAUACUUGUGUUUAAGACAAGCUCACUGAGAAUAAUUUUACCUGGAGGGAGGCAAAGAGAAAUGUCAUGUUCCUUUGAAUAGCCUUUCUGUUUAAAAAUCACACACAAUCUACAAUUCUUCUUUUCACUCUCAACACAACAUCAGCACCAGUGGCAUUUGGUAUCAACUUUUUAGAAACCCCUGCCAACACAGCACCACAGCAUUUUUAGAAAUUUAUCCCCCUAUUUAUUUGCCAUUUAUAGAGUCUGGCAGAUCUUCAUGGUUGAUGCCCUUUGCCCUUUGCCCCUCAGCAGGAGUGAUUAUCAAAUGCUUAGUCAUGUCUUCCUGAAAAGCUUGAUUCUCAGACAUAAAUAUUAAAUCUUGCAACAAGCACAUAAGGAUAACAAGCAUCAGAAAGGAGAGUUGGUGAUUUGAUCAUGGCAAUGAAUGAAUUAAACUUUGAUCUUUUCUUCCCUAACUGCAGAUUCAUCAUGAAGUGUUUAGCACUAUUAGCAAUCUCUCUUGGAAUUUCAUUAGCCUGGCCAGCUGGCAAACAAGAAUUUGAUGCACUAGAAGAUCCAAGCUGGAAGGUGUGGAAAUCAUUCCACAAUAAAGAGUAUGAAAAUGUUGAUGAAGAGAGAAUACGCAACUUCAUCUGGCAAGAUAACUUGAAGAGGAUUGUCUCUCACAACCAGGCUCACAAAUACAAACUAGCUAUGAAUCACCUUGGAGACUUGGUAAGUUUAACCCUUGAACUCCCAGAAGUGAUUAACAUGAAACUUCCUCCUAUAACAUCCAUACAUUAUUCAGCAAACAGGUAAUGAGAAUAUUCAAACUUAUCAGGUAGAACCUGCCAUCUUGAUCUGGCACCAAGUUCUCAUAACUAAUUUAUAAGGAAAUGUGUAGCAGCCAGAGGGGAGAAUUAACAAUCAAAUCUUGGUAGUUAAGGGUUAAUCCAUCCAUGAUCAGGAUCUCAACAUCAGUUUUCCUUCCCAUCCACCAUUUAUUUUUCUUAUUGUGUUAAUUUUGAGAAUUUGGUGUGGGAUUGAUCAAUCUCCCCUAUUUGAUAUUUUUUUAUUCUUAGAACUUUUUUGCUUUAUAGUGUACUGUUGUGUUAAUAUGAACGUGUUGUUCCUCUCUCAUGGAAAAUUUUUUCAGAUCAUUCUUUUCAGAUUCAUCUGACCUUUCCCUGAAAACUGACUUGUAUUAAAUUGUUACAAAGGCUACCUUGUUACCUUGAUGUGUCUGUAUGGCUGUUUACAGUUUAAAUUUUUCAAGCAUCAAGAUUAAUUAAACAUGAUUGCCUUUGAAAGCUUACAGUCGUGAUGUAUACAUACGUAGCACAUUUGGGCUUGAAAUUUCAGUUUUUGUCAGCUAUUGUCUCAAAAAACACAAUUGCAUUUAUAUUUUAUUCAUAUUUUAGACAUCUCGUGAAGUAAAGGAAUUGUUGAAUGGUUUCAAGAUGAGGAAGAGUUCAACAGGCUCUAAAGAAAAGUCUCCCACAUUUCUGGCACCAUCAAAUUUGAAGGUUCCUGACUCUGUUGACUGGAGAAAGGAGGGUUAUGUUACACCUGUUAAAAGCCAAGGGCGUUGUGGAUCUUGCUGGGCAUUCAGCUCAGUAAGUAUUUGACCCUUUAGAGUGACUACCAUCUUAUUUCCUCUUACAUCAUCACAUCUGAAAUUACACACUAAGUGUAAGAGAGCUCUUGAUUGUUAUAAACAAAAUGGAAUUCUUCUCCCUCAGAAAAUGAUAAAGAACAGUAUACAGAAUAUGUGUUAGGUUGUAAAGGGUUAAUUAUUUAAUUCUCUCAGCAUUGUGUGAGGGCUGGUGGAAAGUUUUAAAGAAGACAGUUGCAGUAAUGAAGUGCCAGGCAUCAUGUCAAGUGCUAAAAGUACAAGUAUCAUAGUUAGUUUGGAGCAUGCUCUUCCAAAAAAUAUUCAAAUGCUCUUAAAUCCCCUUUUUAGCUCUCUCUAGGCUCCUUAUCAAGAGCUAAUUUAGAGGAUUUUCAGGGGAUUAAGACAUUUUUAAGACAUUAUCUCUAUUCCCACAAUUUCUGCUAAAAGAAAUUUAACUUGAAGAUUUGCUUUUGAUUUUCACUGUGGAUAAUUAUUAUAUAGAAUAGUCAGUAAAUAUAAAGAAGUUGGUAGCAAUCUUCUGUCAGCUGGUUCCUUUUGAUGACUAUCACAAUAGUUUUCCGUUAAAAGUUCCUCUUCAUAAAAAUAAUCUUUUGAAAAACUGUAAGCAAAUAUAGGAAGAUCUAAUCAUCUUUUCUUGCUUUCCCCAGACUGGAGCUCUGGAAGGACAACACUUUAGGAAGACUGGAAAACUUGUCUCUCUCAGUGAACAGAAUCUGGUUGAUUGUUCAUCAGCAUUUGGUAACAGUGGUUGUCAUGGUGGUCUGAUGGACAACGCUUUUAAGUACAUCAAAAGCAAUGAUGGAGUUGACACAGAAAUUUCCUACCCUUAUCAAGCACAGGUAAAAGAGUUUCUGUUUCAUUCAUAUUCAGUUAAGUUACACUUCAUUUUUAGAUAUCCUAGACUUUGACACAGUCAGCUUUUUCCCUCCAAUUCAAGACUCACACUGUUCAAAAUAAAUGCAUGUGAAAUCUCAUGUUCCAUAUUUUCACAUUGCCCAUCAUACAUCUGAUUUGGACACCAAAAUUUACGCAGGUACUGUCCUUAAAUUCUCCUAGGAAUCCCAAAACCAAGUUGUCUUACAGCAAAAAAACAAGCUGUUUUGUAGUCAAAAUAGCAGUAAGUCAAAGGGUAAAUUGGACGCUUAAAAACCUUAAGCUCCCAACAUCUCAUUAGUUUUUCUCCCCACUGUCCCCUUACAAUUCUUAUGAUGUCAGUUUGGAGAAUUUGGUAUGGGAUCAACUAAUAAGUCACUACUCGAUAUUUUUCUUUAUUCUCAUUACUUGUCUGUUAGGAAUUGUAUUGAUAUUGUGAGGAGAAAUUCUGUCUUUGUCACUCAUGGGAGUUAAAGAGUUAACUCUCCACAACAAUCUCUCUUUUACAUGUAGGUCGGCACUUGUAACUUUAAUGUUUCUGAUGUUGGUGCAACAGACACUGGUUAUAUGGAUAUCACAUCUGGUGAUGAAUCUGCCCUACAAGCUGCUUCAGCAUCAGUUGGUCCCAUCUCAGUAGCAAUUGAUGCCAGCCAUAGCUCGUUUCAUUUUUAUCACUCAGGGAUUUAUGAUGACCCUUCUUGUAGUAGCACUGAACUCGAUCAUGGUGUCCUUGUAGUGGGAUAUGGAAAUGAAGAUGGACAGGACUACUGGCUGAUUAAGAACAGGUUUGUUAAGAGAUUUUGUAAUGUGCAAUGGAAGUGAGGAAGCCUUAUGUAUGGCAACCAGGAUUCAGGAUUGAAGGGUGUAUGCAUGUUUGUGGGAGCAGACCCUUGGUAGAACUAUACUUUCCAUCUUAUGGCAAAGUUGAUGAAUGCUAUGAGAACUUGUCAGGAUGAUAAACAACAGGAGAGUGAAAGUUAAUUUCUUUUAUAAAUCAUUUUUCAGUUGGGGGACAGCGUGGGGAGAGGAGGGCUUCAUCAAAAUUGCUCGAAACCAGAACAACAAAUGUGGAGUUGCAACUGCAGCAAGCUACCCCUUGGUUUAGGAUGAGCUGCUGAUGAUGGUGUGAUAGGAAAUGCAGCAAAUUCAGGCUAUUAAAAGAAAUAUAUUGCUUUAUAAUUACUGUAAAUUAAUUUGGUUUUCAUAUUUGUAAGAUAAUCAGAACAAAAUUCUCACCAAAUUUAAAAAAAAAACAUUUCCCUUAUUGUUGAUAUAUAUUUUUUAUGACUGGUAUCUUGAUAAUAGAUUUCUGGCACAUUUUCUCUUGGAUCAAAUGAAUUGUACUUUUGGAAGUCUACAAGAUUGGUAUUGACCUGCUAUAUAUGUCAGUGGAACCAAUAUUUCCAAUUCAAGCUGACAAGCACUAUUUAAGAGAUAUUUAAUAUAUUUCAAUGAGAAAGGAAUGUUUCUAUUUCAUAUGGUAGUUACAUACUGGAUUCUUCUUUCAACUGUUUUCCUUAUUUAAGCUUUCCUCCAACUAGGAAAUAAGAGACAAAUGAUACAGUAAGAUAACGCUCUGGAGAUUUAAAAUCUUGUUUUUGAAAUUUAUGCAUUUGUUGCCCCUUUUUCCCUUAGGAGUGACUUGCAUCUAAUUUCUCCUUUCAAUAUCACCCCUAAGUCAAACAGAAGCUCUUGAUUGCUAAACAUAUUCUCUUUGUCAGCACUUAAAGAAAUACAUAGAGAACUGUGUGGAGAAUACACAUACUGAUAUAAGGCUGUAAAGGGUUAACAUUUUGAUGACCUUAUGUUUAAGUUAAAGGAAGUUUCCUUGUAUACCAGCUUUGUCUGUACUGAUUAUGUAGCAAAAAUAAAAGAUGUUGAACACUUCUUCAAUACAAUUAAGACAUUUAGCUUUGCCAUAAGCAUUUUCAUUGCAGUAUCAUUUCAUUGCUUAACCCUUUCAUUCCCAAGAUCUCAUCAGUAAUUCUCCUUACAGACUUCUGUACCAUUCUUAUGAUUUUAGUUCUGAGAAUUUGUUGCUGGAUCAACUGAUAAUCCCCUAAUAGAUAUUUCUUUUUAUUCUCAUCACUUGUCUGACUGAAAUUGCAUGGAUGUUGUAGAGAGAAAUUCUGUCCUGGUCACUCAUGGGAGUUAAAGGGUUAAGCGUUGAUACAGAUUUUAUAUGGUUGAGAUUUUAACAGGCAAAGAUAAAAAUAAACAAAUAAAAUUUGAUCCACCGAUCAUUUCUCAACAAUUUGCUUGGUUGCUAUUUAUGAAUCUCGUUUGAUUAUCGUCAACCUGGACACAAGUGUUUUCCUAAAGGGCUUGUGACUAAUACAUGAGCGCGGUAGAAAAUUCCAAAGUUGAAACCAUCACAAGGAAGUCCGUGGUCAAAGCCAAUGUAAUGAGGUACUGGCAUUGGAAGCUCUAGAAGGAAACAGUUUCUUUUUCCAUUCUUUUCAUCCAUGUCAGUUUUUUCUUUGGCAAAAUUCUCUUUUUUAAAACCGAUUGCAAGCAAACAAACUCGAAAAUUAAACUGACCGUUCGUUCCUUUCGGUUUUCGAUUGAAGGACACACGAGUUCCUUAUUGGGAUAGCUGUGAAAGUCUCUUAGAGUCUUUGAUCGGGAGACCUGUGAACGACACCAGUCACAUGACCACUUAGUGCCUAUAUCACAUAGAUCAGCGGCAACAGCAUUAGUAUCAACACAAACAAAGGUUAAACAUUCUGACUUUCCCCCCCAAACUGCUGCUUUUGUUAAGUAAGGUAAGUUGUAUGAUUUCCUUUGUCUUCCAUAUUUUCUAGAGUAAUUUUUAAUUUUGGCGGUGUCUGCAGGUACACAGGAAGAACUGAUCGCAGAUUUUCUUCAAAUAACCUUGGGCGUCAUUGGUAAGUUAUUCGCUGCGUCACGAGAUCACUUAAGUCACGAGUUUUUUCCUUUCUUUUGUUCAAUAUUGCAACAAAACCCGAUACUCAUUUUCUUUUUUCACAGACCCAUUCAUUCCAUAGAGGAGAAGACUUCAAGUUCUGGUAAGAAUGAUUAGAUCUAAAAAAACCUUCAUUAUUCCCUUAAUUUGUUUACCAAGAUGUUCUGUAGUAUAGCAUGGUUAAUUAUUUAAGUUAUGUAAUUCUUUUUAGAUGUUCUUCAAAAAAGAACUUAGCGAUCAAUCUCAAACGUUAAGAUGCUAUAUACUUAACUUGCCUUUUUAUGAUUUCCUUUCCCUUAAAUUUUUCCUGAGAUAAUUCGAUGAUCAAUUUCAAACUUAUGAGUUGAUUGUAGGUUACUCCACAAAGCAGAAUACAUCUACCUGAAAAUAAACAGAAUUGGGAUCAUUCCACUUGCUUUGCCCCCGCUGUGAAUGGAUGAAAAUUUCUUUCACACAGUAGUAAUUAUUUCUAGUCUUUCUCUUUUGUACUUGAUUUACUCUGGAGAGUUCGUGUAAUUUAGGAAUGGAUUUAAAUUUACUUUAUGUGGAGCAAGUUUUCUAGGAUAGCGCUUUACGAAAGUUUAAAACAUGCUGCAUUUUAACUGUGAGCUCAACAGUUUGGUUUAAUUCGUGUCCACUUUUUUAGUUCAGAGGUGUUCAGUGUAUUAGUAUAAAUACAUAGGGCAGAACGAAGCAAAACAACAAUCUUUUUGGUUUUCUUAGUCUGAAAGUUUCACUAUUUGCCGUCAGACAAACUUGAUGAGGGAAAAUCAUUUUACCAACGGAAAUCUGAAAAACUUAAACUUAAAAAAACUGAUCCAAUAUGUGGUGUUACUCAUUUGAAAACUGAAAUUUUUCUGUUUUUAAUGGUUAUUGAAGCUGUUCAAAACUAAAAAUCUCUUGCUGAUUGUUUCUUUGUGAUAAAACAUUAAGUAAAACACAGCUUGACACCAGAAAAUGAAAAUAAUAGCUUGAUUAAUGGAAAUCGCUUAUUGCAACCUAUACUUUUGUAUGCUUUUUCCAAAUUAUGACUCCACAAACCUGAAAGCCAAAUCACACAGUCCUCUCCUGGGUUUGGUUGUUCGAAAGGGGUUUAACAUCAAUCUAGGAUUAAAAGUUAGUCUUGGCUUUAAUUUCUUGUGUAGAUAAAGGUGUUUAAGAGCUAAGUUUUUGGGUUUUAUGUCAAUAUGACUUGAAACUAAUAGGAAAAGAAAGAAAAACUCCUUUACAAAGCCAUAAAACUGAAUUAAAAUUAUGCACUAACCCUGGGUUGUGUUAAUUGUGUUUUGAACAACCCAGCCCUGUAGUUCUGCCUGAUGCAUGUAUUGAAAUAAAGGUUUUGAAAAUGAAACAUUGUACCCUAGAUGUCUGUAAACCUUUACUAGUUUUGUUUAGAAAGCACAAGUAACAGCCGAGGAUAAGAUUUGAAAAAUUAAAUAUUAUUCCAUGUUUUCUCAGUAUCAUGGUCACAAUAAACAUUUUUUCAAAAAUUUGAAUUUCAAAUCAGUCAUUUUGAAACUCAGAGUCAUGAAUUAUCCAUCAUACUAUAACCAAUCAUGUUACAACUGAUGAGUGCAAACAAGCGCAAAACUGUAAUUAAUUAACACCCAGAAGUGAUUAACAUGUAACUUCUCCCUAUAAUAUCUAGACAUUAUCUGGUAAACAAGUAAUGAGAAUAUUCAAACUUAUCAGGAAGAGUUUGUUAUCUUGAUCUUGCACUAAAUUCUUGUAAAUAAUUUACAAAGAAAUGUUUAGCAGCUAGACAGGAGAAUUAAUCAUCAGAACUUGGAAUUUAAAGGGUUAAAUCAUAAUUUCAGCCACAAGCUUAUAUAUAGCUAAUUAUCUCAAAAUUUAUCUCAUUUUUUGUUUGUUUCAGGAAUAACAUACUCAUCAUGGCCCACUCAACUAUUGUCCUGUUGAUAACUCUUUUUAUAUCAAUGGCACUGUCAGAACUUUUGAUCAAAGACAAUGCCUGGCACUCGUGGAAAGAAUUUCAUAACAAGAAAUAUGAAUCAGAUGAUGAAGAAAGUUUACGUUAUACCAUUUGGAACGAAAAUAUGAAGACCAUCAAGAAACAUAAUGCUGACCCAAACAGCAAAUUCACUCUUCAAAUGAAUCAUUUAGGAGACAUGGUACAUCAAAUUUAAUUUAUAUAAAUAUGAAGUUAAUUAUUAAAGAUAAUAGAUGAUACACUAAAUUAAAAUGUUUACAACAACUAUUUUUAAAAAAUUUUUGUUGUGCUUUGAUUUUGAAAAAAAAUCAUUUCUUGAACCUUGGGUAUAUUAAAGAUUGGUUUAAGCCUUUGAUAGAAGUGAUUAACAUGUACCUUCUCCCAAUAAUGUCAUGUAUUAUCCAGCAAACGGGUUACGAGAAUAUUCAAACCUAUUAGGUAGAAGUUUUUAUCUUGAUCUAACACUGAAUUCCCAUAACCAAUGUAAUAGGAAAUCUCUUGCAGCUAGAGAGGAGAAAUGAAAAUCAGAUCUUGGGAGUGAAAGGGUUAAGAUAUGAUUGUGAAUGAAUUACUAAAUUUUUGUUAUCAAGCUGUGUGAUCUUUUUGUGAGCAAGCUGUGUUUUCACCCUUUGCACUCUUGAGAUGUGAUUGUCAAGAUGGUAAUUUUUACCAGGUUGAGUAUUCUCAUUACUAGUUUGCUGAGUAAUGUACGGAUAUUAUGAGGAGAAAUUAAUUAUUAAUCACUUCUGGGAGUAAAAAGGUGAACGAAACUGAUAAUCAUCAUAAUAUCAUUAUUGAAAACUUGGAUCCUGCCUGGUUCACACCAGUUUUCCAGUGUUUGUAGUUUUCAAGAGGACUCUGGUUUUGGCCCUGAAAUCUUUUAUCUAAUAUUUUUGGUGUGCAGUUUACUACAAGUUUGGAUAUUUCUUUAAAAAUUCCUUUUUUUUCAAGAAUCAAUAUAGAAAUAAGCAAUACAUCAGUUAUUUUUUCGGCAUUUGAUAUUUGAAUAUCUAUUUCCAUAACCUCACUGCAUGUGUUACCUCAGUCUUGAUAAAUUCUAAUCUCUGGCAAGUCUCAAAAACCCCUCUCUCCCUCCCUGAGAUGUCAACUCUCCAAAUUUGCCAUUAAAAUACUCUGUUUGUCUAUUAACCUUGUCACUGCUAGAUCAAAUUUGUAAUUCUCUUAACUGUCAACCAUACAAUUCUUAUAAUAUUAGUUCAGAGAAUUUUGUAUUGGAUCAACUAAUUUUCAUAUAUCUACAAUUAUUAUUCAUCACUUGGAUGGUUUAUUUGGACCCAACAUAAUGACCAGAGCACUGCACCAGUAAUGCCGAGGUCAUGGGUUCAAAUCCUGUACAGGCCUGAAUUUUUUUUUCAGGAUUUAUUUCAACUACUAGUUCAGUAGUGUUUAUAGCUGUGAGGAUCUCUUAUAUUCAUUUCUUCACCGUGAUGCACAGAUAUGAUUUUCAUACAUCUACAAUCAUUAAUUAUCCCCAAAUUGAUAUUUUUCCUUAUUCUCAUUACUUAUUUGGUUGAUAUUGUAUUGAUGUUGUAAGGAGAAAUUCUCUCUUGGUCACUCAUGGGAGUUCAAGGGUUAACAUGUGUCUCUUUUGGUUAUGUUUCUAUGUAGACAAGUAAAGAAGUUCAUUUGACUUUGAAUGGCUACAACAAAGCUCUCAAGGACACCAAGAGCAAAGAAGGUCCAACUACAUUUCUGCCACCAAGCAAUAUUGAGCUGCCAGACACUGUUGAUUGGAGGAAGAAAGGUUACGUAACUGAGGUCAAGAAUCAAGGGCAAUGUGGAUCUUGCUGGGCUUUCAGCACUGUAAGAAAUUUUGUUUUGUUUUGUACAGUUUUUGUAUGAUUGGUUGUUGAUUGGUUUAAUCCUUUACACUCUAACAUUAGCAUGCUUAUUUUCUAAUUCUGUUCUCUGUACAUUUCUUUGGAUAAUUUCUUUUGAAAGCAAACGCAUCUCUAGUUGGUCUUCAUUUCUUUCAUUCUUCUGAGAGGGUUGGAAAGGGAGGACUCCUGUUCCCAUUCCACGCUCAAACUUUUUAGAAAAAUUCAUGCAUUAAGUGUACUCUAAGUGUUUCAUGCACCAAAGGGAAAGGAAAAGCUUCAAAUCUCACAUAGCUGUUCCCUAAAUUCACACUCCACAAUAUCAAUUAAGUGCUCAAACAAGCAUUUUGUAUAAACCAUUUGUCACUCUCUUGUGACCUUCAUAUUUUCUUCAACUGUGUGAUGCUGUGAAGAUAAAUGAGGUGCUUAUUAAAAAUAAGUCACCCUAAUUUGUGUAUUGUAAAAUUUAGGGUUAGGAGAUGUUCCUUUUAAUGACCUUCGUGGCAAGGCUCUUCCCCAAAAAGAUGGCUCAUUCCCCCACAAGUCUUUCACUCCCAAGAUCUUAUUAGUACUUCUCCAUACUGUCUCUUAUAAAAUUCAUAUAAUGUUAGUUUGGAUAAUUUGGUAUUAGAUCAACUAAUUAUCCUCUGAUUGGAGUUUUUCUUGAUUCUCACUACUUGUCUUCUUGAUUUUGUCUUGAUAUUGUAAAGAGAGACUCUAUCUUGAUCACUUAUGGAAGUUGAAGUGUUAAAGGUAUUUUAAUUUGUAACCUUUCCCAUUUCAGACUGGUUCCCUUGAAGGCCAGCAUUUCAAGAAAACAGGAAAGCUGGUGUCUCUGAGUGAACAAAACCUAGUUGACUGCUCCGGAAAAUUUGGAAAUCAUGGAUGCGAAGGAGGCUUAAUGGACAAUGCAUUCAAGUACAUCAAGGCUAAUGAUGGCAUUGAUACAGAAAAAAGUUAUCCUUACAAGGCCAAGGUUAGUACUCAAUUGGUAACUCCAUCUCAAACCUAGAAAAUCAAACUCUCUCUUCCAUUCUUUAAUGUUUAAUCACGUGACUGUUGCUUCACUGAUAAAGGCUAUCAACCUUAUUCCUCAACUUGUUCCUGAGUCCACCUGCUCCACGCUGCUUUGAGAGAUUUAAAACAAAAAAGGCUGAUGAUGACUUGCUUAAAGAUUUUUGAAAAAAUCAGGAGUUAGAUAAAUUUUGUAAUCUGUUAUCCUGGUAACUGGCUAAGGUCUAUACACACAUGGAGAAAUCUGAAACUGGUUUCUUUCAAUCUUGAGAUAUCUAAGAAUUUUUUUUUUUUGCCAGAAGUCAAUGUGUGUCUGCAAGAUUUGCUUGUCUUAACCCUUCAACCCCAAAAAGUGAUUGGCAUCUAAUUUCUCCUUAUAAUGUCAAACCUGAAUCAAACAUUAAGGUCAUGAGAAUAAAGGAAAUGAUCACCAACUUAAGAUGGUCUUGAUUGUUAGACAAUUCUCCUUGUCAGCACCUUAGGAAAUGUUUAGAGAACAUUAUGGAGAAUAUGCCUACUGAUGUUAGGGUGUAACAGGUUAAUGAGAAAUAUCAUGUGUUAUUCUCUGGUUCAAUCGCUGACCUCAGAGAUCUGGUUCAGUUUGGAAAGGUGAGGGGUAACUGUAUAUCUCUCUGUGUAUAUGAACAUGUGCUGUGUGUACUCACUUUGUCCUUCCCUCCCCAGGAUGAGAAGUGCAAAUUUAAUGCAUCAUCAGUUGGUGCCGAUGACACUGGAUAUGUUGACGUUAAACAUGGAGAUGAGUAUGCCUUGAAGGUUGCUGUUGCCACAGUUGGACCAAUCUCUGUAGCAAUUGAUGCUGGACACAUGUCUUUCCAAUUCUACAAGGAGGGUGUUUAUAAUGAGCCUAAUUGCAGUAGUACUGAGCUGGAUCAUGGUGUGCUGGCUGUGGGGUAUGGAACAACUGCUGAUGGGAAAGACUACUGGCUUGUAAAGAACAGGUAGGUUUAUUUUGGGUGUGGCCUGAAGGGGUACUCAACUUUUUCUGCAAUCAAUUCAUAUGGAAAUAUAACAGUGUCCCCAGCCUAAUCUGAGGAAUAUCUGGUGUUACAAUCUGCCAUUUCUGGUGUUCAAAGUUGUUUCACAGUUUUUGAACAUCAGGUGUCACAAUAAAAGCUUGAGUUAUCAGCAGUCUGGUUAGAUUGCAAGCAGGCUCUCAUGUAUGGGUGUUGCCCUAUGACACAGCCUCCUUUUCAUCUCUCACCAGCCACUAAUGGAAAAGGUUCUGAGAUGCUUGAACAUGUACAAAAGAUAUAGAUAUUGUAGAGUGGCAGCAGGUGUCAAAAAAACCUUAACCCUUUACAUCAUGACAUCAAAAUUCAUAUUCUCCAUUCUGUUCUCUGUACAAUUACUGAGGUGCUGACAACAAGAAUUUGUCUAACAAUCAGGAGUUUCUUUAAUUGGUGAUCAUCUUAUUCUCUUGACAUCAAUAAGUGAUUCAGUGGUGAUAUUGUAAGGAGAAAUUAGAUGCUAGUCACUCUUAGGGGUUAUAGGGUUAAGUUGACAAUUGUAUUAAAAGAUCUGCUGAAUUUUGUUUCCUUGUGCAGCUGGGGAAAAAAGUGGGGCAUGGAUGGGUACAUUAUGAUGACAAGAAACAAAGACAACCAAUGUGGAAUUGCCACAGAUGCGAGUUAUCCACUGGUCUAAAAACCUGUUGUACUUCUUGAACUGGUCUUGAAUAAAGAGAUGCAACAGAAAACAGUUUUUAUAUUCAGAAGCUUAGUUGAGUUGUACAAUUUAUAGUUUACUGUAUUGUGUAGAUGUAAUUUUUUUAUAGCUGAUAAAUAAGUUAGGUUUUAAAAGACUUCUAUCCAGUUGUUACUUUCUAUUGACAGGUCAGAGGUGACAUCUCUUGCUUAAUACGUCAUUAGUGUCUUGUUGACCUACAAAUUUUUGUAAUCUCAACAAGAGAUAACAUUCAAUUUGGCUUUUAAUAGUUACUAGUGGAUAGUUCAAUAGUGCUAAUGGUAUUUUACACAGUUAAUAGUUGUAUAGUUGCUAGAAAAAGCUCUAAAGAUUUGAUUGAAGAUUAACAAACAGCUUAGAUAUUAAACAGUAAGGGAAGUGUCACCACCAGUUUGUCAAUAUUCAACUCUUAUUCAUGCCUGUAUUUAUUAUAAAUAUAUAUUUAUAAUAUCUGUGGGUUAAUUAUUGUGUAAAUGGUGUUGGGAUCGUUUAAGCAAUUGCCUAG
Messenger RNA from Pocillopora meandrina, 13392 nucleotides. Lineage: Eukaryota; Metazoa; Cnidaria; Anthozoa; Scleractinia; Pocilloporidae. The record is from the annotation of a GenBank genome assembly.